AUGUUUGAAACCAAACCAACAGAAAACGGCGAGUCUAACCCCAACGUUAAAGCCUACGUUCUCUUGUUCACGUGCGCGUCGACCAGCUCAGUUCACAUUGAAUUAACUUUGGGUCUCAGUGUACAAGUAGCGGUAUGCCAGUUGACGGGGUUUACCAUGCAGCCACGAUAACGUCUGACAAUGCUAAGACCUUUAAGUCAAUCAGAAAGGGCAUAGAACGAAGUAUUAGAUCUGAAGAAGUACGGCAAUACUUGGUAGAAAGACGAGUCAAGUGGAAAGGCCACUAAAACUUAUUGUUGGGAGAUCUACCUUAACCUACGACGAGCUACAAACCAUUUUAGUUGAAAUCGAGGCAUUAAUCAACGCUAGACCUCUUACCUAUGUUUAUGAUGAUCAAGAAUGUAACUAUACGAGCCUUUAACACCCUCUCACCUGAUUUACGGUAGGCGUAUUACGAGUACCCCGAACAGUUCCCAUCACGAAGUUGUUAGUACCAAUCGAUCCUUGACAAGAAGAGCGCGUCGUCAUAAGCAAGUGUUGGAUCAAUUUACGAAACAAUGGCGACAAGAAUAUCUCACAGGGGUUGCGUGAACAGUCGUUAGCGAAGUCGCACAAAAGAAACUCAGGUUCAACGAUUUCCCAAGGAGAGAUCGUCAUCGUCAAGAACGAAACAACGCCGAGAGCAUUUUGGAAACUGGCCCGUGUAGAAAAACUACUUCCAGGAAGGGAUGGAAACAUUCGAGCAGCAGAAAUUAAGUUAGAGAGUAAGUUCGUUACAAGAAGACCAAUUGAACAACUCGUAUCCAUUGAAGUGAAAUCUACGUUAGCAGAUUUAGAAACCGGUCACGAAGUAGGCAAGGAAGGUAUUCAAGAUGAUGAUAGUUUAGUUGUACGAAGUCGAAGAACCGCUGCUGUUCUGGGUGAAAGAAGACGACAAGAAGAGAACAUUUCGUAACAUUUAAAAUUUGUAGUUUAAGUGUAAUGAUAUUUUAACAAUUUGUGUGUUUAUCGCUUUUCAGUGACCAAACAGUGGGGAGUGUCAUAAACAUUUAAAAGCACUCCAGUCAUUAAAUAGUUCAGUGGGUUAGUGUUACCAUAUAUGAGAAAAGGGUUAAGCACAUGUUUUUUUUGUGCCUUUGAAAUAUAUUGUUGUUUUGUGUGUUUGCGAGUAGUUUAUACGAAAUAUAGGUCGAAAUUCGAAUUUUUAUUACAUCAUAUAACUAAUACUAAAAUUUUGCAUUUUUUAUUCUUUCUCACAUUUGAUUGGCUAUUAAUUUAUUAGCAUUUCACUCCUAUAAUCAAAGAACUCUGAUUAAAUCGCCAUUUUCCCGUUACCACAAGCCUCGACUUUCUCGAACAGUUUCGCUCUCCCUGUUUACAUGUAAAUUAAGAAUACUUCCUUCGCGGCACUCUAUACAUUUUCAAUUUUAAUUUUUCAGAUCGUUCAAGAGCUGUCUGAAACCUGGAUUUCCGUCCACUAGUACGGUGCUUUUCAUUUAUAUCGCCAUUCGGAUCACUGUAGAUGGGUUGGAAGAGUUCUUAAUAAUGCCAACGGCUUGGUAUUACAUCAAGGAACUUGGGGAAACAACUUUUUUUCUUGGUGUAACAUUGGCAUCUUACUCUAUUGGGGUGCUGGUUACUGCCCCGUUCAUUGGAGCACUGGACGACAGAUUUCAUAUAACUAAACCAAUCCUCAUAGUUAGCGCUGCGUGUAAAUUUAUCGGACAUCUGAUUUAUACCAUCCCAAUCAACGCAUACUUUCCUCUAUGUGGCCGACUACUAUGUGGAUUAGCUAACGGUUCAAUGGGAGUUCUGUAUGCUGUGGUGUCACGGUAUACUGAGAAAGAAGGUCGCGCUAAAGCAUUCUUGUUUUUUGGAGGAAUGUUUAACUUUGGAAUAGCACUAGCUCCGAGCCUUGGUAGCGUCAUUAAGUUUAACUUUAAUAUCUUAGGCUCGACCAUUGGCAAAGGGAAUUCGCCCGGGCUGUUUUUGGCAAUUAUUUGGUUCUUAAUGAUUAUUGCUACUGUGUUUUGCAUCCCACGAAAUGCGGGACGCGAAAAUUCCUUGCCGUUAACACAAAUUGGACCAGGUGCGAGAAGCGACGACAAAAUCGACGGUGAAUUGGAAAGAAAGAGUCGACCAAUUAUCGAUUGCAAAAUUGCUUGCCUGUAUUACUUAAUAUUUAUGGGUUUUUUCCUUUACUGUGUCACUACCUUCUACAUACCGUUAUUGGCAGCUGAUCUUUAUCAUUUACAACUUAUUCAUGUAAAAUUGCUUUUUAUAAACGGAACGAUGGUCGUUUUUGUCGCCUUUCUUUCCAACUACCUUGCAGUAGAAUAUGUGUCUGAAAGGAAACUGAUCAUCUUUUGGAUGACUGUGCAAAUCUUUCCAAUUUUGUUGCUGUUUUACUUUGAUCUUACGUGGCACAAUCCAGAUCAAGUGAUAGGCACGUAUCUUCUUUUGCCCUUGACCAUGCUAGGAGUGUCGUGUUUCGGUUAUUCCAUUAUCUUAGCUUUGCUGUCCAAG
Molecule: messenger RNA, 2526 nt
Organism: Paramuricea clavata
Lineage: Eukaryota; Metazoa; Cnidaria; Anthozoa; Malacalcyonacea; Plexauridae
Source: the annotation of a GenBank genome assembly